UCGGAAAUACUAAAUUUUGAAUCUGUAUUUAAUACUGACAGCUAGAUCAAUCAACAUAGAUGGUUAGAUGAACUUAUUGAGAAUUUCGUAGUCUUAAUUGUAUAUGUUUGUACUCAAGAUUAUAUAAAUUAUGCCGAAAAAUAAAGGAAAAGGAGGUAAAAACAGGAGGAGGGGGAAGAAUGAAAAUGAAACAGAAAAAAGAGAAUUGGUUUUCAAAGAGGACGGACAAGAAUACGCCCAAGUCACAAAAAUGCUCGGUAAUGGCCGCUUAGAAGCCAUGUGCUUUGAUGGCAUAAAACGUCUUUGCCACAUCAGAGGAAAAUUAAGAAAAAAAGUUUGGAUAAAUCAGGGGGACAUAAUAUUGAUUGGAUUACGAGAUUAUCAAGAUGCCAAGGCAGACGUUAUUCUUAAAUAUACCCCAGACGAGGCGAGGAAUCUGAAAACGUAUGGUGAAUUCCCUGAAACUGUACGCAUCAAUGAGACUGUAGUGUAUUCUGUUGAUGGUUUGGACGAAGACAUUGAAUUUGGAGAUGAAGUAAGCUCUGAAGAUGAAGCUGAUGCUGUUGAUAAUAUAUAAGUUAUUUUUAUAUGUUUUAACAUCUACAGUAAGUCUUUUGUGAUUUUUUUCCUGUUAAUAAACUAAAUUUAUGAUUUUUAUAUUUGGUCUCAAAAUCACAUGUAGCCGUCACACCUUAGGAAUUGUCUAGAUAAUUUAGGCACCCAGUAUUGUCAUUAAUUACAAAUAAAAAUUAUAUAAUUAUUUAUUAAAACAGAAUGUAAAAAAAUAUCUCUACAUCAUAGAUAAAUAAUAGAAUUCUUGCACAACAUUCCUUGAGCCAUUGAGUCCCUUAUGUUCUAUAUAAAAUUGUAAGGAAUGUACAUAAUAAAAUGAUAAAUUACAAAA
Melitaea cinxia (Glanville fritillary) is the source of this 904-nucleotide messenger RNA. It is a transcript of the gene eIF1A, whose product is annotated as eukaryotic translation initiation factor 1A, X-chromosomal. Gene Ontology annotation, cellular component: cytoplasm. The record is from RefSeq and is a predicted model, not a curated record. NCBI's taxonomy places the organism in Eukaryota, Metazoa, Arthropoda, Insecta, Lepidoptera, Nymphalidae. Gene Ontology annotation, biological process: translational initiation. The transcript has a single exon. The coding region runs from base 131 to 577 and encodes 148 amino acids. Gene Ontology annotation, molecular function: RNA binding; translation initiation factor activity.